GCGUCUUCCUCUCUUCUGCGCUUCCCCAGCAGCCUCGGGCUCCGGCUCCGGCUCCCGCACGGGCUCGAGCCUCGGGUUCUGACUGGGCGAAGGUCCGGGUGGGCUCCGGACGCGGCCGCGGGCCCCGCUUUGGCUCCCUGGCUUCGGGCCGUCCGGCCCCGCCGACGCCAUGGCCCGAGCGGCCCCGCGGGGAGAGCCCCCGAGCGGGACAGGGUUGGCCCGGGAGCCCGGGCCGCCGGCUCCCGCGGCCGCCGCCGCCGCCGGUCGAGCCCCAGGGCCCGGCGCUGAGGAGCUGGGCGAACGGGAGGAGGGGCCGGGCCGAGCUCAGGCCCCGCCGCCGCUGCGGCCCUCGGGGGGACCCCGGCGCGUGCUCUUUGCGGACGAGGCCCUGGGACUACCCCUGGCCCAGCUGAGGCGCUACCAGCCCUGGGGCUGUGCGGGGCUCGGGGCAGGGCCGGACGAGGACGACGAAGACGAGUCUCCUCCCGAGCUGGGCCUGAGCGGGAGCCCCCCCGGAGCGGGACCCGGGCCUCCCUUCUAUCUGCUGCCCGGCUUCGUGCUGCCCCCGGCCCCGGGCAGGCUGGAGCGCCUUCGGGGCUCCAUGGUGGAGCUGGAGGACCUGCUGCCUCCAGAGGAUCCCGGGAUGCCGGGCCGGGCGCCGGUUCUGCGAGGCCUGAUCCGAGUCCUCAACCUCUCUUACCACAAGGCCGUGCACGUGCGGGCCACCCACGAUGGCUGGCUGACCUUCCAAGACCACCCUGCCCACUAUGUCCCGGGGGGGAGCAGCUCCCCCGAGGAUGGGGGGCAGACUGACCGCUUCGCCUUCCAGCUGCCCUUCGAACCCCCUAGCGUGGGUGCCCAGGUGCGGGAUGGGGCCCGUAUUGACUUCGUGGUAAGGUACCAGACACCCGAGGCCACCUAUUGGGCCAACAAUCAGGGCAAGAACUAUACGGUGGUGCUGAAGGAGACGGCUGGCCGGGCCAAGGGGCCGGGCCUCCCCGGACCUCCCGGGCCCCUGUUGCACCCCCCUCCGCCCCCAACGAAGCACCUUUUUUGGGAGGUUGAGACGAAACAGCUGAAGAGCUGUAUGAAACCUGUCAGACACAGGCAGGCUGAGGAGGAACCCAGAAGAGAGACCGUACAUGACUCUGUCUCUUCAGUGGAAUGUUCUGAUGACGGGGACAGGGGGUCAGAGAGCAUAUUAGUAACAUCUUUACCACUCCAGCCAGGGCCACAAAUAAUACAGAGGAGAAAUUGCAGCCUCGAAGGUUGUGGGGACUUGCCCAGCAGCCCAGCAGCCCAGCAGCCCAGCAGCCCAGCAUCUGAGGGGCCAUUUGAACCUUGCUCUUCAGGACUCCAGGUCUCCGAUGUCAUGGUGACUAGCUCUUCAGAAAACAACGAAUCUCGCCUGUAUCUGCCUGAGACCUUCCCUGAGUACCCACAGUCCCCUACCAUCGAAAUCCACCCUUCUGUGCCGAGUGUGAUACCUGAGCAGGGAAGAACCCUGGGAAUCCCUCUGUUGGGAGCUCAGGAAGAGGGUCUGUCGGAGUCGGUGAGUCCUCUGGGUGAGCGGGCUUCUGACAACUGCCCUGGAAAGUACGCGGACUUGUUUAGAUCAGAUGAAGUCCAGACAGAGGACUCUGUGGACUUGGAAUUAGAACAACUCUACCUCACGCACCUGAGCCGCUUGAGAGCCGCGGAGGUGGCCGACGGGGAUUCCAGGGGGGUGCGUACAACUGACCAUGACCAAGACCUCUACCUGAAGUGGAUGGGUCCCGAGAGGGCGUUGAACAGCUCGCUGGCCGAGGAGAUCACCCUCCACUAUGCGAUGCAGAACGUGCAUGGUGUGAUGGAGUUCCUGGAAGAUGCCAAAGAAGAUGGCAGCAGCAGUGGCUGCGAUAUUGAAGAGCUGGGGACCUCCUCUGGGGCCGAGGAGGACGAUGACGAUGAUGAUGACGACGAUGACGAUGACUUCGUGGAAGGAGACACACUGAAAGAAUCCCCCCCUGGCAUUGUCACUGGCAUGUGGCUCGCAGGACAACAUCCAGGUUUCAUCUUGGUCAAGGAUGGGCUGAGUCAAGAUCUAGAAGAGGAGGAAGCGCAACAGGGGCCUAGUCAUUCGUGGUCCCAUUCCUGGGAAGCCCCUGAACAGGAACCAGUGGAUACAAAGAACGAAGGUGACCAGCUCGAUACCAUCAAGGCCGAUGGGCUAUCUUCCCACUUCGAGGAAAGCAACAAUCUCCCGCCCGACAACAACCCGGAACAGAAGCCUGCAGGCGCUGCCCAAGAGGGAGGCUCCGGGGAAUUCCCAGGCCUGGCAUUGCAGACAGCGGUCAGCCAGUCUCUGUGCGUGCUGGGUUUGUUGGUCUUCCUGCCUAUUGUGUGGAAUGCUUGUAUGGCCUUCAUGGGUUUGGCCUUUUAUCUCUCUCUGACCUGGUUCUCUUAGGCGGCUAAUGGUCUAGUAGGGGGAGAAACAAUGUGAAGGCCCAGCAAUAAGAACCACCGAAACUCCGUGUGGCUCCAGACUUCGGGAACUGUGCACCCUGUGGGAAGGUAGUAGAGGAAAUGGGAAAAGGCAGGCAGAUUCUCAGAGCUUUUGACCAUCCAGGCCCCAUUUGGGCCCACAUAUGCAGAUAGACACGGGCCCCUCAAAUACACACAUUCACAUAGAUCCAGCUGGAUACCCGUACACACGCAUGUGCGCACAACACCCCCAGGUAUGUGGCUAUUGGGGCGAGGGCAGGGAAAAGCGGCUCCCUGCCACGUCGGGAGGCCCCAGUUGGUCUCCUGCAGCCCCCAUGUUUCUAACUCGACGACUUCCAAGAACCACCAGGGGCUUUUUGCAGUGACUUGGUGGAUUCCUCCCCAGAGUCUCCAUCUUCCCAUUUCUGUGAUGGUUUGGAUGGCAGCUGAAAGGGCAAGUUGGACUUGGAAGUUUUUUUCCUUUUUCUUAAGUCUUCCAGGUGCCCAGUUUGCACCCAUAUUUGGGGCUGGUGGAGAAAUCCCACUUACAUUAGAGCUCACUCUUCUUGCCUCUGCCCUUUGGCAAUGAGCACAUGGACCAGGUCCCAGGCUUAAAGACCCUCGUGAGUGGUCACUUGGGACUGGCUCCACCAACUGUUUGCCAAGGUGAGUUAGAGGCUAAUUAGAGCCAGUGCUCUGGCACAGCCUGACCUUGACUUGAAGCAUUUCCUCUACGAUAUUCCCAACUAAUUGUCAUCCAUUCAGUGGAUCUGGCCCAGUUUGGCCCUCUCCCAUAUGGAUGGCCUCUGGAAAAUAGCUAUCUGCUCUUCCUUGAGCAUCCAAGGGGUCUGUUUCCGCAAGCCUGGGACACCUAGAGGCAAAAUCAGAAUUUUAACCAAAGGGAAGCAGAGUAAAUAGUGCCAUGUGAGAUAGUGAGGGGAAAGGACCCUGUCCCUAGAUUCCUCGAUGAGUCUGAGGGCUCCUUCUAAAUGGGCCCCGGAAGAGCUGGGCCAACCAGUUGUCCAAUGGAAGGACGAGAUCCUCUUUUCCUUGUGCUGAAACCUCAACUGUCUCAAUUCCAUGAAAGCUGGCCAGAGGAACCUCAGCUUGGGAUGAGUUCUACAUAGUCUUAAGGGAUGAAUCCUGAUUUACUUUCCCCCCCCCCCCC
Messenger RNA from Sarcophilus harrisii (Tasmanian devil), 3631 nucleotides. It is a transcript of the gene PPP1R3F, whose product is annotated as protein phosphatase 1 regulatory subunit 3F. Gene Ontology annotation, molecular function: protein phosphatase 1 binding; glycogen binding. Lineage: Eukaryota; Metazoa; Chordata; Mammalia; Dasyuromorphia; Dasyuridae. Bases 170 to 2446 code for a protein of 758 amino acids. Gene Ontology annotation, biological process: regulation of glycogen biosynthetic process. The transcript has 5 exons. The record is from RefSeq and is a predicted model, not a curated record. Gene Ontology annotation, cellular component: protein phosphatase type 1 complex.